Maniola jurtina (meadow brown) is the source of this 1495-nucleotide messenger RNA. RefSeq lists its product as uncharacterized. The record is from RefSeq and is a predicted model, not a curated record. NCBI's taxonomy places the organism in Eukaryota, Metazoa, Arthropoda, Insecta, Lepidoptera, Nymphalidae. Bases 1 to 1359 code for a protein of 452 amino acids. The transcript has 6 exons.
AUGCAUAAGAAUUCACAACACAGUGCGCGAGACAGUGAGAUAGUGCGAGUCUCUGUUUCCUUGCCAAUUGCUGCGACAUUGUAUCUAUUGACACGGGCCGCUCCGCGUUCGCCGACGACUAUUUUAAGUGGAGGUACGGCGCACGUGUCGCGCGGCUGCAGCACGCUCACGGAUCCCUCGGCCUUCGCCAGCCUGGCCCCAGACCCGACCCCCUCAAUGAGAACAGGAUCUCCUCCCAGGAGCACGAUGGCGACCGAGGCUCGGACGUCGUUGCGAGAGACCGUGUGUUCGGGCGCGGUCGUGCGCCGUCGGAAGCGGCGCCGCAGUCGCCGUGUGGCCGCGCGCGCGCACCCGCGUCGCGUCCUAGCCGCCGUCUGCGCCGCCCGACACAGCGAAGCACGAGCGCUCUGCACGGCUCCACGGUGCGCGUAUUUCCGUCGCGAGGAGGCCCCGGGCCGCGUCGGGCGAGUUGCCCGCGCGCUGGCCGCCGUGCUCUGGUGGUGGUGCGUGGCGCUGCUGCGGCUGGUCGCGCUCUGCGCGCCUCCCCCCGGCCCGUCCGGCGCCGGCGCGCCGCCGCCCCCUGCCCGCGCCGCGGAAGAUGCGCCCGCGGCGGCGAGCGCGGCCUGCGCAGGUGCGCCCGCCAACUCUACCGAUCCGCCGCCGCCGACGCCGUCGCCCGAGCCGCCCGACCACACCGGGUGGUGGUGGGCGGGCGCAUGCGUGGGCGGCGCCGUGCUUCUGUGCGCCGCGGGCGCGCUGGCCCGCCCGCACCUGCGUCGCCGCGCUGCACCAAACGCUGCUACCAACCCCAUGCUCUCGGUACAAGUGCCGGGGUGUGCGGGCAUGGAGCGGCUGGGCGCGCCGGGGGGACCGCGCUUACGGCACGACCACAGACACCACCAUUCUACAUUGGAAUGGGAAAAACAGCAGAGGUUGCAGGCCAUGGUGGGUCGCCUGCAGGAGAUGGUGGAGCAGGAAACGCGCGCGCGGUCCGCCGCCGCGGCCGAGCGCCUCGGCCUGCCGCCCAGCAUACAGCUCCCCGACGGAGAGUACGGGCAGGACGCACAUCUGCAGUUACGAGUCCCUUAUCAGCAAGCCGAGCUGACGAGAAGCAGUUUUCAACCGCCACCGAACAAGUGCGUGAGCGACGUGCCCGAGUGGGCGGGCGCGGCGGACGCGCGGCGCGCGCAGGGCGGCGGCGGCGCGGGCGGCGGCAAGAAGGACGGGCUGCUGCAGAAGGCCACGCGCUGGUGGGUGCGCAUGGGCGCGCGGCCGCCGCCCGCCUUCCUGCCGGCCGCGCCGCCGCCCUGCGUGAUGGUGCCGCGCCGCGCCGCGCCGUCGCCGCCGCCCGACGCGUGACGUCGCCGCGCCUCCGCACCUCUCUAUCAUAUCACGCUUACAUUCCAUUAUCGGGACGAUCAGACUCGCCGGAGUGCACGCGCGUCCCGGAGUAUUAUAGACUUGCUAAUUUAUUUAUUUGGGACUCGCGGGCGGU